GCGGUACCGCAGGGACUGGGAACACCGAGGGUACCCGGCAUACAGGGGCACCGGCCCUGCACCAUGAUCUGCGGCAGGAGGGCUCGUCCCGCCGCCGAGCAGCCCCACGCCCCGUCCGACGGCUCCGGUGGCCCCUGCCGACCCGGCAGAGCCCUGAGGAAAAUGGGCCUGACGGAGGACGAGGACGUGCAGCGGAUGCUACGGGGCUCCCCUCUCCUCAAGAUCAAGUCGCGGGGGGGUCCCCGGGAGCGGCUGUUCCGGCUGCAGGAGGACGGGGCCACUGUCUGCUGCGAGCGGCACCUCGGGCGUGCGCGGCCCCGGCAGAGCUUCUCGGUGACGCACAUCGCGGGGGUGCGCGAGGGGCACCAGUCGGAGGGGCUGCGCCGGCACGGAGCCGCCUUCCCUGCGCGCUGCUGCUUCACCCUCGUCUUCAAGGGCAGGCGCAAGAACCUGGACCUGGCGGCCCGCGGCGAGGAGGAUGCCCGGCACUGGGUGCAGGGGCUCACCAAGCUGAUGGGGCGGCUGCAGGCCAUGAGCCAGGCGGAGAAGCUGGACCACUGGAUCCACGGGGUCCUGCAGCGGGCAGACAGGAACAGGGACAACAAGAUGUCGUUCCGGGAGGUGAAGAGCAUGCUGAGGAUGAUCAACAUCGACAUGGACGACGUCUACGCCUACAAGCUGUUCAAGGAGUGCGACCGCUCCGGCGACGAGCGGCUGGAGGGCCGGGAGCUGGAGCGGUUCUGCCGGCGGCUGCUGCGGCGCCCGGAGCUGGAGGAGCUGUUCGCGCAGUACUCGGGCGAGGACCGUGUGCUGUCGGCCGAGGAGCUGCGGGAUUUCCUGCGGGAGCAGGGCGAGGACGCCAGCCUGCGCCAGGCCCGCGCCCUCAUCCGCGCGCACGAGCUCAACCACACAGCCCGGCAGCAGGACCUGAUGACGCUCGACGGCUUCAUGAUGUACCUGCUGUCGGCCGCCGGUGACAUCUUCAACCAGGAGCACGCCAAGGUGCACCAGGACAUGAGCCAGCCCCUGUGCCACUACUUCAUCUCCUCCUCCCACAACACCUACCUGACCCGCCACCAGAUCGGCGGCACCAGCAGCACCGAGGCCUACGCCAGGGCGCUGAUGGCUGGCUGCCGCUGUGUGGAGCUGGACUGCUGGGAGGGCUCCGACGGGGAGCCCGUCGUGUACCACGGCCACACGCUCACCUCCAAGAUCCUGUUCCGCGACGUCAUCCAGAGCAUCCGCGACUAUGCCUUCAAGCAAUCGCCGUACCCCGUGAUCCUGUCCCUGGAGAACCACUGUGGGCUGCAGCAGCAGGCUGCCAUGGCCUGGCACCUGAGGGCCAUCCUGGGGGACAUGCUGGUGACACAGCUGCUGCAGGGGCAGGACCCCCAGCGCCUGCCGUCCCCGGAGCAGCUGAAGGGGAAGGUUCUGGUGAAAGGCAAGAAGCUGCCAGAGCCGUGGCAUGAGCACAGAGGUGUCACCUCCCCUCCGGACCCCGAGGAGGAGGAAGAUGAUGAUGAGGAGGAGGAAGAGGAGAAGCUGCAGGAGAGAAGCAGGAGGCAGGCCAGGGCCGCGGCGCCGGUGGCCCCGGAGCUGUCGGCACUGGUGGUGUAUUGCCGGGCCGUGCCCUUCCCCGGGCUGGCGCAGGCCCUGCACCGGCCACAGCCCUGGGAGCUGUCGUCCUUCAGCGAGAGGAAGGCGCGGAAGCUCAUCAAGGAGGAGGAGAUGCAGGGCUGGGGGCUGAGCCCCCCGGUCCCCCCAGGCCCGGCGCUGGUGCAGUACAACGCCCGGCAGCUCAGCCGCGUCUACCCGCUGGGGCUGAAGAUGAACUCCGCCAACUACAACCCCCAGGAGAUGUGGAACGCCGGCUGCCAGCUGGUGGCCCUCAACUUCCAGACGCCGGGCUACGAGAUGGACCUGAACGCCGGGCGCUUCCUGGGCAACGGCGGCUGUGGCUACGUGCUGAAGCCCCCCUGUCUGCGCAGCCCCCCCGGGGAGGGCUCCCGCUGCCUGGCUCUGCAUGUCAGGGUGAUCACGGCACAGCAGCUGCCCAAGCUGAACUGGGACAAGGGCAGCUCCAUCGUGGAUCCCUUCGUGCGGGUGGAGGUUCACGGCGUCCCAGGCGACUGCAGCAAGCGCCAGACCCGCCACAAGACCAACAACGGCUUCAACCCGCGCUGGGAGGAGACGCUGAGCUUCCAGCUGCGCGUGCCCGAGCUCGCCCUGGUGCGCUUUGUGGUGGAGGACUACGACAGCACCUCCUGCAACGACUUCGUGGGGCAGUUCACGCUGCCCCUGGCCAGCAUGCGGCAAGGGUACCGCCACAUCCACCUGCUCUCCAAGGACGGCACGUCCCUGGCGCCCGCCACGCUCUUCGUGCACAUCCGAUGCAAGAGCCUCUGAGGUCCCCGUGGGAGGGGCGUGCUGUGCGUCCCUGUCCCCGCUCCUCACCCGGCUCUGCUGACAGUGGCGCAACUUGGGGGCCCCGGGGGCUGGGGUCCCCUCCCUGGCCAGCAGUGCCAGCCCAGCCGCUGCCCCCCUGCCUUGCUGUGACCCCCAGGGCACUGGGAUGGGGUGGUGGGGCCACUGAAAGCCCAGCACAGCCCCAGGGAAGGGGGGAGAUGGGUGACAGCAACCCCCAAAUGUCAGCAGGCCCCGGGGCUGCCAGGACACACCACGAGGUCCCCGAGGGACCCUCCACCAAGUGCCCCAGAUCCCCCACCCUGCUGCAGCCCCGGUGCCAGUCACACAUUCACACCCCGGUGUCCAACCAGCCAAUAAAGGGUUUAUUUCAGCA
Colius striatus (speckled mousebird) is the source of this 2800-nucleotide messenger RNA. Its product is annotated as 1-phosphatidylinositol 4,5-bisphosphate phosphodiesterase delta-3-like. Gene Ontology annotation, biological process: intracellular signal transduction; lipid metabolic process. NCBI's taxonomy places the organism in Eukaryota, Metazoa, Chordata, Aves, Coliiformes, Coliidae. The coding region runs from base 64 to 2406 and encodes 780 amino acids. The transcript has 15 exons. Gene Ontology annotation, molecular function: calcium ion binding; phosphatidylinositol-4,5-bisphosphate phospholipase C activity. The record is from RefSeq and is a predicted model, not a curated record.